CACAAAGACAUUGAAACACUAAAACUCCACGUUUUAAGGCUCAAGGCACUGUUAUUAUUAUUAAGAGCUAUUUCUGGAGCAGAUGCGCUUUUGGAGCUUUUUUGCAAGCAUGAAGAUACUCGCCACUCGUGCUUGCGAAACGUCCGAAGGAAAUGGUUCUUUCCGACGGCCUACAAGCCCUAAAACCGAGUCAGUUCCAUGCAAUGCAUUUCAGAAUUUAAUAAUGUGCUGCUUUAAGUGCUUUUCUGUGGAAAUACCGUAAUGUUUGCUUUGUCAAGAGCCAUAUGCAGAACAUCUGCGAACAGCUAUGGAGCAUUCCGAAGUGUCUCCAUUACGAAAAAUCCCAUAUUGUCAGGUGACCUUUUCAAGCCUCUAGACAACCAUGAAGAGGACAGUUUGCUCAACAGCAUCAGAACAGCAAACUCUCCAUUGGCAGUGUUUGAAAUCGUCCACAAGCACCAUAGACGAAUGAAUGAAAGGCAUUCGAUUCAGGCCAUAAAUGCGAUAUUUCAAUUCCAAAGAGAUGGAAAUUCAAGUUUAUCGCCUUCCCGACUUGCAAACCAUCCAGAUUUCGCAAAAAUAUGCGAAAAAAUAAAGAAACACGCCGGUGUGAUCGAUGUAAACGACGCCAUCGAUACGUUAAAAGUCGUCUCUUAUGUGGGAAUUCCAGCCAAGAGUCUGAUAGUUCAAGUGAUGUUGCAAGUAAUCCGAAACAACGUCAAUUCGCUGAAUAUUCCACACAUCUUGUUCCUGGAUUUUCUGUUGAGAAACUUUGAAACAACGCCGCUUGUCGAGGCUCUGAAGAUAGCGUUACCGUUGGUGUUCGAAAUCCAUGUGCCCACCAAACUAAAUACCAGCAACCCAGUUCAGAUGGUCGAUUGUUUGAAUUAUGCAGUGAAUAAUCAUUUAUCUCAGGAAACUAUUACAGUCCUGAUAGAAAACCUGGAAUCCUAUCCGGGUGAAUUUGAUGGAGAAACUGCCCGAAGGAUCAUCUGUUACCUUUGCCAGCUGCCUCGAAAUUCCAUUUAUCAGAAACUGCUGGAAAAAGCCAGCACCGAUUUGGUUGUGAACAUCGAUAACGUACCCAUAGUGGAGAUGGAGUUUUGCCUUAACCGGCUUGCUCAUAGAUCGACGAAUCGAUAUGGGUUUUACUAUCAGGAGGUGCUGUUUGAUACAUGCGCCAACUACAUCAUUGAUCAUAACAUUGAUUACAAAAGAGCUAUCCGGGUUUUAAGGAAUAUGGCUAGAGUGCACCAUUGUCACAAAUCGUUACUAGAUUAUGUAUCCACACACAUAUUCAAGAACCCAUCAGCGCCAAAAGAUCCUGUUGAUAUAUACAGUAUUGCAGUAAACCUUGUCCUAACGGAUUACAAGCCCGUCCAUUGGGAGCAUUUGAAAGAGUGGAUGAAAAGCGCACCGAAAUUAGCGGAAGAAAAUCGAAAAGAGAUCAUCUGGAUUCGGUUUGCGGCCGCUCUUUGCCAUUUGGACAUUUACAGAAUCGACGUGUUAUCAAGAGCGUUAAAUGAAGGCUAUGUGUCCCACUUGAUAGAGAAAAAUUUUUAUUCGAACUAUGAGCAGUAUUUUACGAUUUGGCAAUGCUUGACCACCUACAAGCCUGAUCUGGCGCAACUUUUGCCGGCUAACUUGGACCCCAAAGAUUUGAUCCGCCAGUACCCAAAGCCAGAACGUUUCGUCUUUGAGGGCGCUUUAGAGAAAGCUUUGGGCGGCAAGCAGUUUGUUUUGACCGAUUUGCUUUGGAAAUUAGGCGCCCGAAUAGAUCAUGCGAUCAUUUUCGAGAACAAUUCCCCAGUGCCGUUUCAAUCAAGUGUGGAAUAUGUGGAUGAUAUCAAGGUGGAAGAUAACCAGCAAUUGGUACUAAUACAAGGACGUGUUGACCAUGAUUAUACGAAAAACACCAGUAACCUGCGAGGUUUACCAGCCAGAACUGCCGCCAUCAUGGAAGACACUCUUAAGUGCAGUGUGAUUCCUAUAAACGUGGAUAGUUGGGAGCAGAUGAACGACUUUGAAAAAAUACCCUACUUGAUGCAACAGAUCAAAGAAAAACUGCAUUUAGAUAUCGAUGUGGCCGAAAGUGCACUGUAAUGCAGUAGGUGAUGCGAUUUUUAAGUCUAAGUUAAUUGUUUUAGUGGUUUUCCUUUUGAGAUAAAAUUUCGAAUGAAUUCGGCUUGUUGGAAUA
Dendroctonus ponderosae (mountain pine beetle) is the source of this 2197-nucleotide messenger RNA. RefSeq lists its product as uncharacterized. The record is from RefSeq and is a predicted model, not a curated record. The transcript is spliced from 9 exons. The coding region runs from base 262 to 2103 and encodes 613 amino acids. Lineage: Eukaryota; Metazoa; Arthropoda; Insecta; Coleoptera; Curculionidae.